UGUUUUUGUUUUUUUUGGCAUCUGCUAAAAGUUUAGUGUAACUCUUUAAUGUAUGGAGGUAGCAGCAAUGGCGCAGCAGCAAGAGAAAGUUAGAGGACUUUACAUUAAAUCUGCUGGCGAUUCUACAGCACAAAAGGAUACAAAUUUGGAUAAAUCUGUUGAAAAGACUCGUAAAGAAAAUAAAGGAAAAUUAAAAGAAUACUUUGGUAAACCAAGAACAAAACGACCUACAAGAGAAGUAUAUCAGCCAGGAAUAACUCGUCUCAGUCGUCGUACAGAAAAUAAAGGAGAAGAAAGGUUCAAGAAGUCUACAUCUGGAACUGAUGGUUUCACAUCUGAUGAUGAGAGUUAUCGAGACAGUAAAGACAGCAGCAUGGAGAAGGAGAUUGACAGCAUUGCUGGUACUUUAAACACGUUCUAUGUACAUGGCUCAAACUCCUUACCCAGAAAAACCAGUCAACUUGCCUCUCAAGAUCCAAGGAAAACAUCAACAUUAACCUAUAAAAAACCUGAGAUUCCUAGGUAUAUUCCCCGUGCAAAGUUGAUUGAGCAGAGCAGUAAAAGUGACACUAAAACUGAUGUUGAACAGAAAGAAAUACUCUCUAGUUCUGGCUCUAACCGAAAAGUAGAUAUUAAACAUGAUUUAAACAAAAUGGUUGUAACUGUUUUAAAUGAUCAAUUAGAGGGUGGAGGUGGCGGUGGUGGUCAGUCACGUAGAAAUAACAGCCAGUUAUUAAACUUACAGUUUCACGAUAAGGCAGAUGGCCAUUACAGAGAAGAAGACUUUUAUCGAUCACCGAAACAUCGAGGGUCCCUUGAUUAUUCAAGAGAAAGUGAAGCUGAAGCUCCAAUCAGUCCUGGUGCCAGAAUGUGUCGCUAUAAAUUUGAAGGAAUGCGGAAGAGUAUUGAUUUUUCAAGAGACGAUGACUGUGAUUCUGUAAGUAGCCAGAGCCAACGACAAUCAAAACGGCGCUCUUAUACGAAAACGAAAUGUUAUACUUCUCAAUAUCGACGGCAACGUACUGGCAGUAUCAGCAGUGAAUUUAGUGCUGCUAGUGAUGCUAGCAUGGAAGAUGUCAAUGGAGGUCAGACUUUUGACUGGGAUGAGGAUGUUGAGCAUCAAAUGUCCAAGUCAGUGCAUGAAGAACUACGAGAAGGAACUCAGAAAAUUCAGCAAAUGACUGAAGACAUGCAGAACAUGGAUUACUUAGGGAAGCAGCCCAGAUGUGGUGUAGUGGAAAAUCGUCGUGUACGAACCGAGAGUUCAGGUAGUAAUUACAGUGAUCAGCUUUCGCAUGUGCGUAGCCGUAAACGAGAUCGGCGUAGAAGCUCCAGGCACUCGAAAACUGAAAGUAGAGACUCUAGUAUUCAAAGUAACCCAUCCAAAGAAUAUGAGCCUGAACGUCCUGGAGAAGGUUCUCGAAAGGGCAAAGGUCGUGGUAGAAGGAAGAAGACCACAUAUGAGUCUAGUAAAAACAAUGAACAAGAGAAUGACUUAAGAAAACUGGGUAUCAAAGUAACAUUUGGUAAAAGUGACCGUCAAGUUGAAGUCAACCAAGCUGCUAACGGUAAGUCAGGAGAGAACAAGAACUCUGAGAAAAGUUCUGCUCCUCGAGGUGGUGGUAUAAUACACUUACCACAUAAUGUAUCAACUGUGCCAGAUCAUCAGGGCCACUUUGGUCCUCAAUCUGACACAGUGCAGCCUUCCUUGGCGCCAAGGAACAUGCAGUCUCGGCCUAGAGAACAAGGGGGUGAGGCAAAAAAGAAACUCUUUGACCCCAAAAAUCCUAAAAAGCCCAUUAUUAUUAAGAAUUCUAUAUUAAAAUUUUACGAUACCUAUGAGCAUUCUGACUCUGUAGAUGCUUAUCCUCGAAACUUACCUGUCUUCUAUUCUGAUUCUAAUAAUCCUGAUGGUACCACUUACCGUGGUAGUCCAUCAAGUCCCCAUUCAGACCCCUAUAUUUCACGUUUCCACACACUACCUAAGGAAAUUGGACUUUCUUCUGAUGAUAUAUUUAACCAGGAUUCCUGCUACCAAAAGUCUAGUAGCAGGUAUCCAAGUGCAGGUCCUCCAAAGUUGCGGAAAUAUCAGUUUGAGACAAUGCCUCGAGAGUAUGGACAAGGCCUUGAAGUUUGUAAUCCACCACGAUCACGAGCUCAUUGUCGAACAAUGGCUGAACAGUUAUUUCAUGACAGCUUGCCACUUGAGGGACAAUUGAGCAAUAUGGUGUCGAGGGGCCUCCAACCAGAGUCCAUGAAUAAACUCAGUCAACUCAGAUUGGAUUUGCAAACCAAGUGUGAGCAGAUAAUUCUGUUGGAUUUAGAAGUAUCGAUUAAGCAAAAUGUUGAACAGCUGCUCUGGAAGUCAGUAUACUAUCAGCUGAUAGAAAUUUACCGUAAGCAGUUAUCAGAGGAGCCAUCAACCAGAAACAUUUCUACAGAAAGCAUUAAGGAGCAACUCUUUACUGUCCUUGAUGAGGGAACUUCCUUCUAUGAAGGUCUUUUAGAACAUUUGCAGACAACUUACAACUUCUCCUUGACACCAUUUCUUGACACCAAUGGCUCCCCUCCUGAAACCUGCAACAGAACAGUCAAACUUGCUUUACUCACUGCCCAAAGAAUUAUGAUAUGUCUUGGUGACAUAGCUCGAUAUCGAGAAUUGGCCAAUGAUUCUACAAACUAUGGUAGAGCACGAAGUUGGUACAUGAGGGCUCAACAACUUGCCCCUAAAAAUGGUCGACCUUACAAUCAACUUGCAAUCUUAGCUCUCUAUACAAAACGGAAGUUAGAUUCUGUUUAUUACUAUAUGCGUAGCCUUGCUGCCAGUAAUCCCUUUAUGACAGCACGGGAGAUCAUGGUUUUUGAUGAAUUCAGAAGACAAAAACUUUCUUCUGAGAAGAAACGAAUGGCUGAGAGAGAGAAAAUUGAAAAGUUGAAAAGUCAACAGCGGCAGCAGGGUCAGAGACGAGAAAUUUGGGUUGCUCCCGAUGGUACUAGUCAUGAAGAUAAACUGGAAGACUCAUACGAGGAGGAUCUAUCCAAAUUGCCACUGGAUAAACUAAAUCGAAGAUUUGUUCAAAGUUUUUUAAAUGUACAUGGUAAACUCUUUACUAAAAUAGGAAUGGAAACUUUCCAAGAGAUGUGUUCUCAAAUGUUACGCGAGUUCCAUACAUUAUUGCAGCAAGCACACCCUACUAUUACCAAUGUCCGUAUUCUUCAGCUAAUGGCCAUCAAUAUGUUUACUAUUGAGAAUACAACACUCAAAGGUGACCAUAAAGAUGAUGAGGACUGCCGUUUGUUACUUCAAGAAUAUGCAGUACAAUUAGGCCUUGAUAUGUUUGCUAUUUUAGUUGACCGAUGUGCUGAACUAUUGCAUAAUCAUUUGCAGUGUGAAAAUUCUGCUCGAGAGAUUUUGAGUUACACGCUAAGUCACUAUGUUCCAGCAGUAAAAGUUUGGACAGACUGGAUGAUUUGUCACUUACAGUUGUGGAUGCCUCAACACUGUGUAAAAAACUUUGAUCUCGGUGCUAACGUUGAUGUGUGGGAGGCGCUGGCUAAGCUAUGCAAUGUUCUCAAACAAGUAGAUAUCUCUCAUGUGCGACUUUAUAAGGACAAGCGUGAAAAUUGUGAACCUGUUAUUCUAAGUGAAGAUACAAUGUUGUGUGGGUUUGUACCAUUAUUGAGUGCUCCGUUCAACCCUACCUAUGUUCAUUCUACUGUUGAUAAGGACAUAGCUCGAGAUUGUCUUCGCAUUCAAAGCCUUCAGAUGUUUGGAGAUUAUUUGUGUGGUAUUGAAACCCCAAUGCUAUCUUUUGAUGUUGAAACUAAAUGUUACUCUUCAACAGAACCCAGUUUAUUAAUAGAUGAAGCAGAACUUGAAAUGAAUAUUGAACAAUAUGUUACAUCUGAGGAUGAGGCUGUAAUGGAAACAGAAGAGGAUGAUAUUACUGAUGGGGAAGAGAUGAAGAUGUUGAAAGCAAAGAAAGAAGAACUGAAAAAGAGAGUUGAAAAACAAAGCCGCCACCAACAGAAUAUCCAAGCUCUCUUACGCAAACAGAGAAACUGUUGUAUUGAGAUUGAAAUCCAGCCAGUAUACCUUAUACCAGAUACCAACUGCUUCAUUGAUCAUCUGCUUGGUUUACAGAAACUAAUUUUCAGUGAAAAUUACACUAUCUCUGUUCCACUAAUUGUAAUUAAUGAGUUGGAUGGCUUAGUCCGUGGUAACUUAGAAGGACAUUAUGAAUCAAUUGAACACAGUGACAUGGUGAAGGAAAAUGCAAGGUUGGCCAUGACAUUUCUUGAGCAGCAAUUUGAACAGAAAAACCCCCAUCUAAGAGCUCAAACAACUAAAGGCACCAUGCUUCAAACAAUUCUCUAUCGUAGUGAAGCUACUGACACUAAGGGAAACAAUGAUGACCUAAUUCUUACCUGUUGCCUUCACUAUUGCAAAGACACUACUAAAGAUUUCAUUCCAAAAGGGAAAGAUGAGCCUAACCGCAUUUACCGUGAUGUAGUCCUUCUCACCGAUGAUCGUAAUUUACGUCUGAAAGCCCACACUUACAAUGUUCCUGUGAAGGAUGUUCCCAGCUUCCUCAAGUGGUGUAAAGUAACAUGAAAUGUUCCUCUUCUGAAAUCAUUUCCUUGUUACCCUGUUUAUCGAAGUGACGAGGUUCCUAAUGCUUCAAGCUGAGCUGUGGUCCAAGCCAAACCCAUGACAAAAUGAGGAGACAUAGAAUAAAGACGAGGAGGAGAGAGUCAGUGCCAACAAACCCGUCACCCACUGGUUGUUGUAUAAGCUCUAUGACCAGACACUGACCACUACCAAUGUCGGCUUCUAUGCGAAGGCAGCUGAAAAUGCCAUACAAACGGUUUCUCCAUCAAAGAACUGCAUAUUGGCCAUUUAAGUUGACCAUCUAUUAAUGAGAUAUUGUUAAUUACAACAACUCAUUUUCACUCUAAAUCUAAUUUGGUAAAAUAGGUGCAUUGAUGAGGGAAUUUAUUAUUUUUUGUUUUUUUUUUAUAAUUAUUUAUUCAUCUAUUUUAAGAAAUUUUACUUUUUUUUUUUUUCAGUUUUCCCCCCAAAAUCUUCAUUCAUUAUCAUUGUGAAGGAAUUGCAGUUUCUCAUUUUUAUUUAUUUUUAGAAUAAUUAUUUCAUUAUUGCUUUCUAAUUGUCAUACAAAAAAAGAUCUAUAAUGCAUUGAUGUAUUUGUGAGACUUUGGUUUAUUUUAAUUACUAGCAUAAAGUAAUUUAUUAGGCUUCCUAUUUAAGCCAAUUUGGCAACUGUGGCAGUUUAUGUCAUUGUCAAGAAUGUACUCCGUAGACAUAUGGACCUAUUGACACACCCUGGUUGUUAAGUUGCUGUGUGUUACAGUUUGUCACUUAAUGGAAUGACUUACCAGGCAGCAUAAUGAACCUCUGCAUGUCCAUGACCUGUUGACUUAUGCCUUUGCACCAGUGGCUGUAUUUGAUGUAUGCCUUGUCAUCAAGUCAUUUUAUAAAACUAUUGAAGGAAUUUAAACCAAAUGUCCUGCCCUAGAGAAAACAAUCCCUAAGUAUUAUUAAUCAAAUAACAGAUCUCUAAAUUACUUAUGCACCAGAUAUACUAUGACCAGUCUUGGCAUUGGAUUUGUCUUUUACACGUCAAAAUCAUAACAGAAUGAUCUGACAAUAUUAAGAUUAAUCUUUAAACAGUGAGUAAUUAUGAAAUUCCUGUUAACCAAUUAAGUAAUAUUUUACCAAUGACAGGCUGAUGAAAUCUCAGGUAUUCUCUUACCAUUCUUUUAGUAUUUCAUAUGAAAUACUUCUGUUAACAGCAAAAAUGGUCAGGCGGCUUGACUUACAAUCAGCUGUUCUCAGAUGCAAUCACACUUUUAAAUCGUCUUCAAUCACUUGUUCUAAAUUUUAUUUCUGAUCUUCUGUGAAUCAUAAUUUUGGAUUUUAGUAGCAUCUUUAUUGCUCUACAUCCAAAAUCUAAUACAUCUGGUUGCAUUAAACCAAAUAUUGAUUUAUGGUAAAUUCCAGUAUUGCAUUAUAAUGAUAAUAAAAACACAGUGGCUGUAGGGCUACAGUGCUAGACUACCAGUCACCAGUUCAACAGAUCAAAUCCUGAUACAGCUGUUAUAUUAUCCUUUGUCACUAAACUAAAAAAACACGACACAUGCUACUCCUAUUUAUGGUUGAAAUUUAAGAUUAGAAAUGUCAUUGAAUUGUUUAAAAAGAAAUUGAACAAAGUCAUCCAAUAUUGCUAGCUGCAUGGAAAGGACAGAAAAACGAAUCCUUUAAAAAAUUGUAAAAUUCACUUUAUAAUCAUAAUUUUAAUUAAUGGCACACCUCCACAUAAAUAAUUGGAGGUGUACACUGAAUUGUUUCUUCAUUUCUCUUCCUAAACCACUCUUUCUUGAAUGUUUAGCAUUUUUUUAUCUCUCACUGUUAUAAUAUCCUGACACCCUCCAUUGAAAACAAAUAGUGACAUCAAUGAUAUUCUGUUUUUAACCUUAAAUAUAAAUCCUUUUUGAAACAAAGAAGAAUUGGUUCUUUAGAACUGUGAGAUUCUUUUUUUUUUUUAAUUUCUCUUGUUAAACUCUUGGCAAAUAUAAAGAAUCAAAAACAAAAGCAUUAUAUAUAUAAUAUAUAUUUCUCACCUGUCUACCCAUGCCUACCUGGACAAUGAUAAGAACUAUGAAAUACUUUCAAAAAUGUUUUCAUUUUAAUAUGUACAGGAAUGCUUGAUAAAGAAUAUUUCUCAGCGAUAUGAUUUAGAAAUAUUACCAAAGUUAUGUAAUAGUAUUGCUGAGAAAAAAAUCAAACCAAUGCUUAUUCAAGCUAUCCUCUGAAUGGACCCAUUCUAAUCCACUUUGGCUGCCACUGGUUCUCUUUGGGGUUUUUUGUAGUCUUUAGCCCAAAUAUUUUAACAUUGUUAGCACUUGUAACAGGGUGAAUGAAAUCAAGAAAAUAAAUUAACUGUAAGAUGUUGGUUAUUAAGUGCAGUCUAUCCAGUUACACAAUUUGAACGUACGUUAAUUCCGUUUGAAAGUAUUCAAUAAUGAAUGCACUGCAUUCUCUUGUUUUUGUCAUGUAGGUUCUUUAUGUUUGCCAAACCUUCUUUUUUUACAACUGCCAUUAUGAGCUUCUGUUGUUUCAGUUUUAUAAAAUGUUAAAGUUUAAUGGAUUAUUAAAAGAAAAUAUUAUAAUAAGAACAUGUGUAAACAAAACAGAGAAAAUAGGGCGAGAAGAUGUUGAAGCUGAAGUAAAUUAUAUUAGUAUAAUUAAAAUGAUCUCAUCUACAUGACAUAGAUAUGUAAGUUUAUGUAACUUAAUAAAUGGUGCAGUGGCAGUAGGUUGAUAGUAAAGGGAAAUUGGUUUAAUUUCCAUGUUGCCCAUAGUAUUUCUUAUUCAAUCAUGUUUGUUUACACAUGUUCACGUUUAAUAUUUACAAAUAAAAAUCAUUGAAAAAUCUUGGCUCAUUUACAUAUGCAUUUUGAGGAUAAAAAUAUUUUAAUAUGACACUGUUGAAAAUUAAAAUAUCUAAUUUUAGAUUAUAAUUUUGAAAAGAGAAAAAAAUCCUUUUAAUAAAAAGAACAAAACAUUUUUCUACAAUUGGUGUGCCUGCCUUAAAUCCAAAAUUUAUACAAACCUGACAUUUAUGUAUAGGAAUAAGCAUACAAAAUAUUUGCGCACACACACACACACACACACACACACACACACACACACACACACACUUAAAUAUUAGUUUAUGGAUCUUUAUAUAUUCAAACACUGUUGCUGUAAUUUGUCCAAUUCCGAUCUAAUCUCAGGCUUUCCUAUUUCUUUUAUUUUCUUCUGUGUUCUUUUUGAGUUAUCUGAAAAUUGAUAGACUUUAAAGCAAGGGAGGGGUGGGGAUCAAAGAGAAAUGUUUAUUAUCAUUUAAAUGGGUUUGCUUAUUUAAAACCUAAACAGCCAAAAGAAGACAGCAGACAAAUACUAUGUGACUCUGGUGUAGACCAGUUGCCACUCAACGCACACUAAUAUGCUAUACAGGGAACUACAUGAAAAAGAAGAGAUAGAUCUAUUUUCUAGUCUUAUAAUAAUAAUAAUUUGUUUUUAAAUAAAUUUGUUAGGUUUGUCUUUAACAGAAAUAGUUACAUUUCAACACAUCCAAAGAAGCUGUGUGAGAUAUAAUCUUAACAUAUUGUUGAUGGAAUUUUUGUUGUUUUAAAUUGAUUUUCAUUGUCAGUGAUAGCAUGUUGCCUUCAUUUUUUAUUGGCAAUCUUCUCUUUCCUUGCUAUAUCUCAGGCAUAUUGCCUAAGUAUCAUUAUUAUUUUUAUUGUAAUUAUUAUUGUUAGGGGUUAAAGUAAAUGGAUCCUCUGUGGUGUACUGGGCAGAAACAGAGCACCACACUAAAUGGCUUACAUUAUUUAUUCUAAUUCUCUAUCUUCAAUUUCAAAUCUUGCCAGGGUCUAUUGUUACCUGUGAUCCUUCUGGAAUUAACAGAAUAAUUACCAUUCAAAUAUUGGGUAGAUUUCACUUUUCCUCCCUCCAAAAUUGUGGCCUUCUGCUAAAGUUGAAAUAAUUAUCUUAUAUGACAAUAGGCCCCUUACUCCCGAUUCUUUUGUUCAUUAAUGCUACAGGCAUUGUAAUGUGUCCUUGAUAUAGAAACUUCUCUCCUAUCCUUUAUCAUAGGUUAAAAAAAAAACAAAAAAACUUUGAAAUCAAGAAUUAAUGUUUGUUCAUCAAUUUGUCUCAGAUACUCAAAUGUAUUUUUGUUUCAGCUCUAAAAUUCCAUUCAUGUUUAAGAAAUCCUUAGUAACAUUAAGCAGAUGGCCAUAGAUGCCCUAUGCUAUGUAAUCUGGUGCUUCACUGUUCUGUAUUCAAAUUCCAUGUGGAUUUCAUCUUGCAUUUCACCCAUCUGGAAAUCAAUAAAAACAUUAACCUCUAUGAACUCUCCAGUUAUAAGCAAGAUCACUUGUUCUACGAUAUCAAACCUAUUACCUCACCAUUCUAUGUAAUGGUACGACUUUAACCAGAAGGAAGUACAAUCAGUAAACACAGUAUUAUAACACAGCAUAUUCAGAUAAGUAAAUAACUUAGUACUAAACCAUACUUUUCAAUUUUCCUGCAUCCUAUUUUCAUCACUCUCUUUAUACAGUUUGAAUAAAAAGAUGUUCAUCCAUUUUCAUCAAUAUUAAGUUGUAAAAACUUCAUAGUUGUGGAUUGAGCUCUUGUUAAUGGCUGUAGAAAAUUCCAAGUCAUUUAUAGAAAAUAUAUUUGGGUUUAUUUAGUAUGUGAGCAAUUUUGAAAAAUUACAUCUUAGCCUUGUUAAAUGGUGAAUAUUAUUUUGAUUUAAAAAUCCCUGUCUCUAUCAUCUGUUGAUCAAAGUAAUUAGUGUGUGCAUUCAUUAAAUUUUUCAACUGCUAGAUUAUUGAAAAAUGUUUUCAAUUGAGUCUGAGUUAAUUGUUUCUAGAUAACUUAGAUAAAUUUUAUGUUUAAAAUAUUACUGUUUAGAACCUUUACUUAAAAAGAUGCAACUUUUAUGAUUUUGAAAACUUUUUUUAUAUUUUUAAUUAAUACUGCUUUGUAAUUGCUUCUUAAAGAAAGUUGAUCAGUGACUUAGUGCCUAAAGUAUAGUCACAAAUUCCUAGUUCUUUUUAUCACUAACUUUUAUGUACAGUUUGUGUGAGCCUCAAAAAUGUCUACCUCUAUGUGUAUGUGAGAGAGAGAGAGAGAGAGAGAGAGAAACAGACAGAGUGUGUGUGUGUGUGUCUUACAUUUUUUUUUUUUUCUAAUCCCCAAAGUAUCUCCAACUUGUGGCCUGCAGACAAUAUAUGCGUGUGGAGGUAUAUUUAUGCUGUCCUUAAAAUAUUUAUAAUUGCAAUAACAUUGACAUGUUGUUGCCUACAUUUAUACUCUAUUCGGAGUAUGUCUGCGAUGUUAAACUUGGGUACCUUAGAUGCUUUCAAAAGUACUCAGCAUUUAUUAUUAUUAUUCUUUAUUCCAUAUUUUAAAUGUCCAUUGAAUUUUUUUCUUCUUCCUCAUUUCAUCAGUUUACUUACUUGUAAAAUUCACUCAGAAUUUGCAUUUUUUAAAAGUAAGUUUAUUAAAUUCUGUAUUGCUGUAUGUUUGGCUAUAACCCUCCUUUUAAACAUUACCUAAUUCUGAAAACACACACACACACACAUAUAUAUACAACCUGCUGUUGUAACAGAGUAUUGAUUCCAAUAGGUUAAAUAAUGCUGUGAAAAUUGAAACUUCUUGAGAUAUUUAAUUUAUUUAGUUAUUGCAGUCUCUCGGAGGUGAAAGAAGCUGUUUUAUUAUUGCUUUUUGGGCAGGGGGUAGGGCUUGUCUCAUUUGUUGAAAUAGAGGUUUGCAAAUCAAGCCCCUAAUUAAAAGGUGUAACAAAAGGUGUAAUGCCAAAAUGCCUUUUUAUCUAUAACUGCCAAGUAUUUUCUAUUCAGAAGCUUGCUCGAAUUAACUAGAGUUAAUUUUUUAUUCGCUUUCUAUGAAAAUUUGCUGUGCUAUUGUAUGUUGAAGCACUAUCUUCUCUGACUCUUGCAUACAGACACUUCAAGAAUCCAAUACUAUGCCCCCCAGCCUUUAAAUGUCAUAUAAGCCCAUACUGUCCCUUCUGGUGAGUCUGUUGAACUGCCAUUAUCUCAAAGCACUAAUUUACCAAACUGCCAUGUUUUUAUUUAUUUAAUAUUUUGAGUUUUUUGGGGUCUUUUUUUUUCUUUAAUGCCAAAAUAUAAUUCCUUCCAUAAAUGUUUUUUUUUUCUUUUUGAAGCAAAAAUUCUAACAUGGCUAUGAUCUCUGUACUUAUGAAGAAUUAUUCAUGCACACACACACACAUGCACAAACAAACAUACUCUUACAUACACACAUACACAUGUGCAUGUGUACAAUGAAGUUGCUUGCAUAUAAAGAAGGCAAUUUGAUAAAUUGCCAACCUCAGUUAGAAUUAUUUACAAUCAGAAGUUGAUUGGAAUUAUAUGCUAAUUUCGUGUAAUGCCAUAAACAUGACAAAGAUUUUUAAAAAAUGGGUUUGCUUUUAAAACCCUUUUUAAAACUUGCUUCACAGAUGAUGAUUGUUUCCAUAGUUACUGUGUCAUCACAGUAAUAGGUUAGUUUCUACAAACAAUGGCAUCAUUAUAUAAGAUAGGCAUUUACUAACUUGAUUCCUUACUAAAGAGCUGGUCUCUUUUAUAAUAAUAAUGAUGAUGACGACUAUCUACCAAGUUUUAUUCCUUUCUACUCUUGUGCUAUUGAACUAUGAAAUGAUAAUAGUGUGAUUUUGAUGAGUUAAUUACUAUAGGUUUACAUUAAUUAGCUUUUGAUUUCUAUUGAUUGAUUCCAGCUAGACUCAGACAAUUCUUUGAUAUUUCUAUCACACAUUUCCCCCCCCCCCUUUAUGAAUUUAUAUAUUUUUUUUUUAAUUUGUGAUUUGAUUAAAAAAGUAAUAAAAAAAAUGUAAUGUUUUC
Messenger RNA from Octopus bimaculoides (California two-spot octopus), 11454 nucleotides. Its product is annotated as telomerase-binding protein EST1A. Gene Ontology annotation, molecular function: telomerase RNA binding; protein binding; telomeric repeat DNA binding. The record is from RefSeq and is a predicted model, not a curated record. Gene Ontology annotation, biological process: nuclear-transcribed mRNA catabolic process, nonsense-mediated decay. NCBI's taxonomy places the organism in Eukaryota, Metazoa, Mollusca, Cephalopoda, Octopoda, Octopodidae. Gene Ontology annotation, cellular component: telomerase holoenzyme complex.